Messenger RNA from Rhodamnia argentea, 1629 nucleotides. RefSeq names its product ankyrin repeat-containing protein BDA1-like. Bases 111 to 1481 code for a protein of 456 amino acids. The record is from RefSeq and is a predicted model, not a curated record. Lineage: Eukaryota; Viridiplantae; Streptophyta; Magnoliopsida; Myrtales; Myrtaceae. Gene Ontology annotation, molecular function: protein binding. The transcript is spliced from 2 exons.
AAAUUUUCGUUGACUAUGGCACUAUUUAUGGUUUUGCAAGUUCACUACUCCUCCUUCCAUCGAUCAUCAUCGAGCAAAGCCCCUGUGCUCCUACAUUUCCUCCUCAAACAAUGGGCAAGAAGAGUCCGGCCAGAUUAGAAGAAGAAAAGGCUAGGGAGUCUGAGCUUCAACGAGCAAUAGAUAACGAUGAUGUUGAUAAGGUAUAUGCGGUAAUUGCGAAGGACCCAAAACUCUUGGGUCGUGUAUCUGACGACCCCUUCCAAAGUACUCCUCUACAUAGUGCCGCGGCUUCUGGAAACACCCAAGUGGCCAUGGAGAUGGCCAUCUUGAAGCCGUUGUUGUCUCGGAAGCUCAAUGCGGAUGGUUACAGCCCCAUGCACGUGGCUUUGAAAAACAGGCACUAUCACACGGUGAGGGCACUGAUCACCCUCAACCCCAAGUUGAUUCGAGUCCGAGGACGAUGCGGGAUGACACCUUUGCAUUGUCUCGCUGAGAAAGAAGGAGACAAUGAGCUAGAGCUUCUGGCCGAAUUCCUAUGCGCUUGCAAAUCAUCCAUCAAAGUCUUGACGAGCCGAUGUGAGACUGCCGUUCAUGUUGCUGUCAAGAAGGGCAACAUCAAAGCAUUUGAGGUUUUGUUUGGAUGGCUUAAGCGAGUUUAUAUGACAGAAAUCUUGAAUUGGAAAGAUGAAGAUGGUAACACCGUCUUACACAUUGCCGAGGCUAAAAACCAAACCAAGAUCAUCAACCUGUUGCGUGGGUAUGUCAAGGCGAAUGCGAAGAACUUCCAGGGUAAGACUGCUUGGGCAAUCUCCCCACGGAAUCCUAGUCGGGAUCAUGAUCUGGAGGAGUCACGACCUCCAACUCUCAACAACUCUCUAUCACAGUUUUUAAGGAGCGACCUAACUUUCAUUGAGAGGAAUGCAAUUUGGUUUGGCAUCCGAAAUAAAUCCGCGCGCAGCACAAUCCCUUUAGUGGCCUCCUUGAUUGCGACCGCCACUUACCAAGCCGCGCUCACUCCUCCGGGAGGAUACUGGUCAGAUAACUCUUCAAAUGCCCCAGCCAAUUCCACUGUCGUUCCCGCCAAUUCCAGUGGCUUUGCUGUUGAAAAACCACAUCUAGCCGGAAAAACCAUCCUGAGCGGCGCAGAUCUGUGUUCAUUCCUGUUCCUCAAUGGUACGGUUUUCUUGGCCGCCAUCAGCGCAAUCUGGAUCACCGCUAUUCCCCGGUUUCCCCACACUCUCCCGGUUUACUUGUUACUGUUCUGUGUCGGCUUUGCCUUCAUAGCUACUACCGCGGUAACCGCAUUUCCGAAAUCCUAUGAGGUCGGAGGAGAACUCGCAGCAGUAGUUCUCAUGAUCUUGCUGGGUGCCGCGUUGAUUGUCCCCAUGACAUUGUGGCUUAAAUACAACAGUUCCCGAGGUGGAAUAGACGCCACGUGGAGACGCGUCGGCAACUUUGUAGAAUUGGAGGAUCGGAAAUAGUUUGCAAGUUGAUAUUUCUUCGCGCAUACGCAAUAUCAUCUAUGUUUUAAGGCUUGAGGUUUGCCAAUACUAGGCUCUUCUUAUACGUUGCAUGUAAUGGACUCUUCUGUUAAUUCCUUAAUCCCUACCGACCUUUAAUCUCGCUUAA